AUGGCAGGAGGUUACACCUGUUCUCAAUGCAUCCAGGUGCUCCGGCAAGGUGUCCGCACCGCCGGACAUCCCGCUCGUCUGCAGAGCUUGUCGCAUUCCCGCCGGCGAUGCGCCAUUCCCCCAUCAUGGACUCGCAGCUUCGGCUCUGAGCGCAGCAACAACCGCAUUCUGGGAGUGCAAGCGCCCGCAGAUUCGAGCAAUGGCGUGUCUCACAAGUCCUCUCAGACGAUCAUCAGGCCAUCGGCUACUACUCCGGCUACAUCCAAGUCCUACUCCCAGCAGGCAGCCUCUACCUCGGUCGACUCCCGAGCGCUCUUGAAACCCAAUAACCUCUUCCACUCCUUCACCAACUCACCCUCACCCGCCAUUCGCCAACGCGCCGCCUUCAUCAAACAAAACGCCUUCUGUCCGCACCCUAGUCACCAGCAGACGCGCGCGCCCUCGUCCCCGCAUGAUCCGGAAGCUCGCAAGACCUCCCCCACAGACGCGUCAAGCCAACCCCCUGCGCACUCGCACUUCGAAUGUCCCGACUGUGGUGUGCCCAUCUACUGCUCCGAGGGACAUUGGAUGGACGAUUUCGAGGCCCACCUGGAAGUCUGCGAGACGAUCCGUCAGAUCAAUGAGGAUGAUCAUGAUUUGCAUUCGGGCCGUUUCUUCCCGGAGUUCUCGUAUCCCGGGGUGCAGGAUGAUAACUAUGUGAUCAACAUGACUAACUGGGAUACCUACAUGUAUACUCGGGAGUUUGAGGCGGUUAAUUCGGAUCGGUCGAUGCGUCAGGUCACUCGUAUGCUCACGUAUCCGCAGACGAUUGCCAGUGUCUUGCAUGAGUUGAGCCCUUAUAGUGUUCGGGGAAGAAAUCGGUUGACGGCGGAGGGAUUGAAGAGUAUGAGCGCCCUGCGUUAUUCCCUCCAUCCUCCCAAGACUGGUGAAGAUAUCGACAUCAAGGGUCUGCGCCUGAAGGCUCCUCCUGUCCGAAUCUUCAUCCUCGGUGCCCGUGCCGAAUCUUCCCUUCCCCGCGACGUCUGGCUGCAGCUUUCAUACAUGUUCCCCCGUUCCCUGCUGCAUCUCAUUUUCAUCGGCCCCGAGGCCAUGGCCAACCGCGACGCCGAGUUCCCUCUGCCCGAGCGAACGCCCUCCAACCCAUUUGGCGGCAUCGUCGAGGACCGUCUUGGUGGUCAAAUGAAGAUCUCGACCUACGUGGACUACUUCCACACCAUGUAUGAAGCGCAGUACUUCCAGCCCUUCGAUCCGUACUUGGACUGCUUCAUGCUGUUCCACCCCGGUCUCGGCCACCCUGCCUCUUCGCACGAAUGGGCCCGCACUCUGCCCCAGCUGUUGGAGACCAAGGUGCCGAUUCUGUGCACGGGAUACACUCAGUGGGACAUGGAACGUGACAUCAACUGGGUGCAUGAGAAGUGUGCUGGAGAAUUUGAUAUCCUCUUGGAACCGGGUGAGAAUAUCUUCCGCAGUUUGCGGUGGGAUUUGAAUGAUAUGGAUCCUCAUGAUGUGACAUGUGGAAACUGGGGAGUUUGGGGAUUCCGUGGAAAGAGAUACGAAGCUACACUCAAGGACUGA
This is a messenger RNA of Penicillium diatomitis, 1575 nucleotides long. Its product is annotated as putative mRNA processing protein (Mss51). The transcript is spliced from 3 exons. Lineage: Eukaryota; Fungi; Ascomycota; Eurotiomycetes; Eurotiales; Aspergillaceae. Bases 1 to 1575 code for a protein of 524 amino acids. Gene Ontology annotation, cellular component: extrinsic component of mitochondrial inner membrane. Gene Ontology annotation, biological process: mitochondrial respiratory chain complex IV assembly. The record is from RefSeq and is a predicted model, not a curated record.